Messenger RNA from Cooperia oncophora, 732 nucleotides. NCBI's taxonomy places the organism in Eukaryota, Metazoa, Nematoda, Chromadorea, Rhabditida, Trichostrongylidae. The record is from the annotation of a GenBank genome assembly.
GCGCAGCGCGAACUUGAAGAAGAGAGACGGCGACAACAGCAACAACAACAGCCCGAUGUAUCAAAUCUUAAGUUAGAGGAGAAGAGGAGUGGUCCAGACAUACGAGAAUUCGAGCAUGCAGAUGUGAUAAAAGGAGUGUACUUCACUUGCGAAUUACUCGGCGAUGAUGAAGCAAUGACCAAGCCUGAAUUAAUGCAAGCCCUUGAAGAAUUCCUCAUGUCUCAGUUACAUUGUGAGGAUGAGGACGCGGUCGUCCCCGCUGUUCUCCUUCUCUAUUCUUUGAAUAAAAAGCCAGCCAGAGAGGUCGCUGUAGAAACCAUUGGAAAGUAUCUACAAAAUAUUAUCGAAAAUCCUGGAGAAGCGAAAUACAGAAGGAUAAGAAUGUCCAAUAAAGUCUUCCAGGAACGAGUGGCUAGCGUGAAGGGUGGAGUACAGUUUCUGAAUGCUGUUGGAUUCAAAGAGUCAAUGGAACCGUUCAAAGAAGGAGACGCUCCUGAAUCAUUCCUUGUUAUUUCCGAAAACAGCGCUAGUGAUACAGGACGUCUAGUCACCGCUUUGUCAAUGCUACAGGAUGGACAGAGCGUCCCAAUUAAGGUGUCACGUGAAACAACGAUCUACCGUGUCGGUGAGAAUGAGCGCAUCCCAAUGCCGCGGUUACCUGCAGAUUUUUUCGACCUCACCGCUGAAGAAAUUCGUCGUGAGCAACAGCUAAAAGCAGAGGAAGUCGAUAGA